UUGCCUUCUUGGGCCUUGCAUCUUCCGCACUGUGGGUGGCCUGUCCGAGGCUGCCAGCGCUAAUUACGACUUCGCGAUUGUGGUAUGUUCUGGACGCAUCAUUAGGAGGUCAUAUGUUUUGCACUGCUGCAUUCCUGGCACAUGAUGAUUUUGACAAGAUAAAUAAAACAGUAUUCGGCGCGAGAUGAAAACAAUCAUUCAUUAUGCGAGCACUCCUUGUGCAAACUGCUGUGCGUUUUUGAAACAAAUCCCGGCAGUCUCCGAAUCGUUUGCAGAACAUUUGGCAGGAUAUCACUCCUGAAGAGUCUCUUUCCGAUAUAGUACCUUUCUUGUGAGGCCAGUGGACAGGAGCGUGCACAGUUGAGCGAAUUCUAAAGUAGACCGGCCGAGCAACGCGGCUUGGGAAUGAAGGGCUUCCUUGUAGCCCUGUGGCUUCAGAUGGCAGCCGUUAGCGUGCUCCAGGCACGAUAUGGACACGCACUGGUCGGAGUCGGCGUGCGGGACACGUUCUUUCUGGAACUACCUAGUCGCAAUGUGCGGCAGCUGGACGUCUUGCCCGAUGCCAAUAGCACAGUUCUUUACAUUGACUCGGCCCUGGACAAUCUGAACGUGAUGAACAACGAUUGGAUAUAUGGUUCAUUUGUCAGCUGCUAUGAGAGCGCCCAGCCACCCAUGAGCGAAGCCGAAACUGAGCUAGCACCGCAGCCGUUGCAGUUCAAUGAAGUUUCACAAGUGGUGGGUAUCAAUCACGUGCACCGUAAGAAUCAUCCCGCCAGGCCCGACUGUUCGCUGCCAAUCGUGGCCGAAAACCCCGUGACCAAUCUUACAGCACGCCUAGACGGUGAGCUGUGCCAGGCCGACUUAUCAACUGGUGCCGUUGUUGCCGGUGAUUAUGACAACGAUGGACAUGUCGAUCUUUACUUCACGGUUCAUAGCGGUCCCAGCCGCCUCUACCGUAACAAAGGUGACGGCACUUUUGAAGAUGUGAGUGUACGCACAAGGAUUGGUCCAAAGAAGUUCGCCAGUGGCGCAGUGUUUGUUGACGUGGACGAUGACGGAGACCUCGAUCUGUACGUGACUACGCUGGGUGACACACGCCAUUAUCUCUACAUCAACCAUCACGGCGGACUCUUCUUCACCGAAGAGGCUGAGAUGAGAGGAGUGUCGUUACGCCGACCAGAUGGCCGUGUUCUAUCUGGAAUGACACCUAGCGCCGGGGAUUAUGACCGUGAUGGCUUCCCAGACAUCUAUGUCACCGAGUGGCUGUAUUCCUAUGUUGCUCAGCCAGCUGCAUCACUUCUGCUGCACAACAGGGGAUCUCGAAUGGCAGGCUACUUUGAGGAUGCCACCCAGUCGGCUGGAUUGGCGUCUGCUAUUGGCAGUUCAAGUCAGCGAGGAACGUUCACAUUCUGCUCUUCUUUCACUGAUAUGGACAAUGACGGCUGGCAAGACCUAAUCAUCACUGGGGACUUUGGAACAUCCAAGGUCUUCUGGAACAACCAGAACGGCACAUUCACGGAGUGCACAGAAGCGUGUGGUAUUACCGUCAGUCCCGAUGCUAUGGGCCAUGCUAUUGGCGACUGGAACAUUGAUGGUGUAAUGGAUUGGUGGAUGACGGCUAUCCAUGAUCAAUCCGACUUUGAUUGCAAGUCAGCUGGCUGCAAGUUCUCAACAGCCGGCAACAUAUUCUACGCCAACCAGGGAAACAGAAGACUGCAAGAUCUGACUACUCAUGUUGGAAUACGCAAAGGUUUCUGGGGCUGGGGCAACUCCAUGGUCGACUUCAACAAUGAUCGCUGGUUAGACUUCAUCAUGACUAAUGGGUUUGAUGAUGCUGCCGCGACCACAGAUGACAGGUUCCGUGACCAGCCGAUGAGGCUUUGGGAGAAUCUGGGCCCAGAGAAAGGUGGCAAAACCAUUGAGUCCUCCAGCAAAUACAACAUCGAUUCCACCCAUUCGGGACGUGGCUUGAUCAAGGUGGAUUAUGACAACGAUGGAGAUGAGGACAUCAUUGUAGCCAGCAACGUCGGACAUCCAGCUGUGUUUCGAAAUGAUGGUGGAAAUCGCAACAACUGGAUCAAAGUAAAAGUUAUGCGAAGGUGCACUGACAUGGUACGACAAUGUCAUGUACUGGGCAGCAGAGUACAAGUCACUUCACAAGAUGGCAUAACACAGACCCAGGAGAUCGGCUCUGGAUCGCACUUCAUGGCGCAGAACGAACUGACGGCUCACUUUGGACUGGGCGCCAGCCAAUCAGAUGUGACGAUCAAAGUGACAUUCCCCAACCAGUUCAGUGACACGACGUAUACCAAUGUCUCGGUUAACAGGCUGGUGAGGAUCAUGGCACCGCCCAGUUUCUUCAGCCACACCACGCUGCCAUAUUCUAACCUGGACCAAUGCCAAAACGCCAUCAUUGUCAAUGUAACUCAGCCGGAAAUCGGAUCAACGCAUGUGAAUCCUGGAGGCAGAAGUAUCAAGUAUGAUGUUGACGGAGAGGAAUUGCUAGAGCGACUGGAGGAUCCCGCAAACCGGAAUGAGAUCAAAUUCUCCUACAAGAUUGCCCUGCACCCCCCGCACACUAGUGAGAAGGCAGCGCCAUCGCUCUCUGGAAACGUAGUCAUGUACUACAUCAACGCUGCAACUAUGGGUACCCGGACGGAAUGUGCACGUGAUGGAAAUAACAUUGGUAAUGCGCCACAGCCAGAUAUCGGUGCACGACCAUUCAAUGCACAUAGCAACAAUCUCGACAACACACUUUGGGGUUCAUCCAGUCGUGUGCUUCGUCGGGACUUUCCAUCAGCAUAUUCAGACGGAAUUGACAGCCCGGCUGGUCAGUGUCCACACGCGACAUCAGCCGCAAUUUCUGAAAGCCCUGCGCAAUCACGUUGCCCAUUCUCCAAUGACUUUCUCGGAUCUGGCUCAACGCGCCCAUCUCCACGGUCGAUCAGUAAUGCAAUCUUUGCUCAGGAUCAUUCUUUGUACACUGAACUUGGCCUGAAUGAUCUGCACACGCAGUAUGGACAGUUCAUCGCGCAUGACUUGGACUUCACAUCGCCCCUGCCUACUACUGAUCCUGGACCUACUCGGACUGGAUUGUGGCUUCCAAUACCCGUUCCCAAGGGAGACCUCACAUUUGAUGUGUAUGACGAGGGUGGCAAGUACUUGCCAUUCACCAGAUCAAUCUUCCAACAGAGCUGUUCUGGGAAAGAACUGUCAAGAUCCAGGGAGCAAGUCAACAAGAUCACAAGCGUCAUCGAUGGUAACAUGGUCUACGGCUCUUCAAAGGAGCGGAAUUCUUUCCUAAGAAGCCAUGUUGGUGGCGAGAUGCUUGUUCAGUCGACUCCGCAUGGGGAUAUGUUACCACUGAACAACUUCAGCAUAUCCAACGAUAACCCCGUCGGUCGUAAGGGAGACAAGCUGCUGGUUGCUGGAGACACGAGAUGCAAUGUCCAGCCUGGCUUGAUGGCCCUGCACACUCUGUUUGUCAGAGAGCACAAUCGCCUGUGCCGUCGCUAUCGAGCGGCGCACCCCAAUGCAAGCGACGAGGAAGUCUUCCAGUAUGCCCGGCGCAUUGUCAUAGCUGAGCUGCAGGCCAUCACCUACCGUGAAUACCUUCCCGCCAUAUUUGGCAGGGACGUGCCUGCUUACACUGGCUACAAGGCAGACGUUCAGCCCGAAGUGAGCAAUGUGUUUGCCACCGCAUCUUUCCGAUUUGGACAUUCUCAAGUCAACACCCAUCUUUGGAGGCUCACCGAGGAUGGCUGGGUAGCGAAAGGUGGUCAUCUGCUGUUGAGAGAGGCUUACUUCGCUCCGGAACGAUUGUUGCGCAACGGUGGCAUGGAACCUUUGCUUCUAGGAUCAAUUUUCCAACGGGCUCAGAAGGUGGAUUCGAAGAUGAUCGAUGAGAUGAGGAAUUUGCUGUUUCCGCGCGAUCACCGCAACCGCCACCCGGGUAUGGAUCUAGCAUCAUUGAACAUUCAGCGUGGUAGAGAUCAUGGUCUGCCAGACUACAACACAGUCCGAGAAGGCCUGGGAUUGCCAAGAGUUGCCUCAUUCGACGAGAUCUCACAUGAUCCACAGGUGGUUGCGGCGUUGAGCUCAGUCUACCCGACAGUAGACGAUAUUGAUGUGUGGGUUGGUGGGCUUGCUGAGGAUAAGAUGCACCGCGAAUCGGCAGUGGGGCCGACUUUCUACCGGAACCUGAUGUCGAACUUCUUGCGAGUUCGUGACGGUGAUCGCUAUUGGUACGAGAACAUCAUGACACGACAGGAAAUAGAGGAAGUUGAGAGCAUGACAAUGCUUGAAGUUAUCCGCAAGAACAGCGACGUCAAGGCGCCGAGGGCCCGCCACUCUUUCUAUUCGCCAUCUCACUGCCGCGCCGUUGUCAACCACCGGUGCCGUCGGGUGAUGCUGCAGACCUCAGCGGAAGAGGACGUGUCGACGCCAGCACCCCCUAGCCAUACUUCCGCGCCGCCAGCGCAGUAUUUGCCGCCCAUCCACAGAGCUUGUCAGGAGAAUGCAGUCACAAAGCGCACUCUCAAGCGGGCUAUCAGGAAGCGGCAAACAGUGCUGAUUGGUGGCCUUCAAGGUGUUGUGUUCAAUGGGUCAUCAGACAUUGACGUAGUGCUACGCUUGCAGAGCACUUACAGCCUGGAGCCACAGGGUCUGUACCGAGUGGGGGACACAGUUACAACACCCUGGCCUGUGCACAGGUGCCACUGUAUUCCCGUGCAGACGCGUGGCUACGUCGCCAUUGCCAACCAGCGCGGCAUCCGCACUGUCUAUGCCGUUACCAAUGACUACCAGUCGGACCUUGUCGAGGCAUUCCUUGCAUGGCUGGAGCCGUUUCGGCAGAAGGCACUGAGCACCAGUCCAUGAUCAAAAUAGGCAUGUUGAGUGUCAGCAUCAACCUCCAGUAUGGUUCCAAAUGUCGUACUUUCCGACUCCUCGGCAUCUUGGCGGUACAUUGGUGGACAACUACACAAACUAUUACACUAAUAGGCCGUCAUUCCUAUUCCAGUGACACUACUUUUUCAUACACUGUAGGUCAUUUCAUUCCUGUAAGAAUAAUUAUAAUUAUAUUGCACACUACUAAAACGUGCAACCCAUAGUUAGAUCAUUGAUUUCUGCAGGCAAAGAGUAUUAGCACUUUACGAUUGCGCGUUUAGGAUUUUUUUAAUAAUCCCGGAAUGCCGAGCAGUCUCCUUUCUAUUUCUGCUUUCAAACGGAAGGCUCACUACACAUCACAAGAAUACACACACACACUUCGCAUACAAAUUUCAGCUGGACACAUCAGCGCUUUAGGAAACCUUAGCAGAUUAUAUUGAGCAGUGGCCCUAAAUUGGACAUACAAAUAUUCACUUGAACACUUUCUUUCUAAUGCUCUAUGCUAUAUAUUUGGGAUAUUGCUGAUGAACUCGCAAAUAUAUUUCGUACUAUUGCGUA
Messenger RNA from Sycon ciliatum, 5445 nucleotides. RefSeq lists its product as uncharacterized. The record is from RefSeq and is a predicted model, not a curated record. Bases 406 to 4878 code for a protein of 1490 amino acids. The transcript has 29 exons. Gene Ontology annotation, biological process: response to oxidative stress. Gene Ontology annotation, molecular function: peroxidase activity; heme binding. Lineage: Eukaryota; Metazoa; Porifera; Calcarea; Leucosolenida; Sycettidae.